GACAGGCCCGCAGCCCCGUGUCCACCCUACAACCCCCAUGGGCUACCGCCAGCCGCCGCCUCGGCUGCCAUCCAGGACACAGCAGGGAUAAGUGCAGGACCCGCUGGCCACCAUGUCAGGAGACUACGAGGAUGACCUCUGCCGUCGGGCACUCAUCCUGGUCUCGGACCUCUGUGCGCGGGUCCGAGAUGCCGACACCAGUGACAGGUGCCAAGAGUUCAACGACCUGCGAAUCAGAGGCUAUCCCCGGGGCCCCGACGCAGACAUCUCCGUGAGCCUGCUGUCGGUCAUCGUGACGUUCUGUGGCAUUGUCCUUCUGGGUGUCUCCCUCUUCGUGUCCUGGAAGCUGUGCUGGGUGCCCUGGAGGGACAAGGGAGGCUCAGCGGUGGGCGGUGGCCCCCUGCGCAAAGACCUAGGCCCUGGGGUCGGGCUGGCAGGCCUGGUAGGCGGCGGUGGGCACCACCUAGGGGCUGGCCUGGGUGGCCAUCCCCUGCUGGGGGGCCCACACCACCACGCCCACACUGCCCACCAUCCGCCCUUCGCUGAGCUGCUGGAGCCGGGCAGCCUAGGGGGGUCGGACCCCCCAGAGCCCUCCUACUUGGACAUGGACUCGUAUCCAGAGGCCGCAGCUGCCGUAGUAGCCACUGGGGUCAAACCGAGCCAGACAUCUCCUGAGCUACCCUCUGAGGGCGGCGCAGGCUCUGGGCUGCUCCUGCUUCCCCCCAGUGGUGGGGGCUUGCCCAGUGCCCAGUCGCAUCAGCAGGUCACAAGCCUGGCACCCACAACCAGGUACCCGGCCCUGCCCCGGCCCCUCACCCAGCAGACCCUGAGCCCCCAGCCUGAUCCGGGCAGUGAGGAGCGGCCGCCCGCCCUACCCUUACCCUUACCAGGCGGUGAGGAAAAAGCCAAGCUCAUCGGACAGAUCAAGCCGGAGUUGUACCAGGGGACUGGACCCGGUGGCCGGCGGGGCGGCGGGGCCCCAGGUUCCGGAGAGGCCGGCGCGGGGGCGCCCUGCGGCCGCAUCAGCUUCGCCCUGAGGUACCUCUACGGCUCCGACCAGCUGGUGGUGCGGAUCCUGCAGGCCUUGGACCUCCCGGCCAAGGACUCCAAUGGCUUCUCAGACCCCUACGUCAAGAUCUACCUGCUGCCUGACCGCAAGAAAAAGUUUCAGACCAAGGUACACAGGAAGACCCUGAACCCCGUGUUCAACGAGACAUUUCAGUUCUCCGUGCCCCUGGCUGAGCUGGCCCAGCGCAAACUGCACUUCAGCGUCUAUGACUUUGACCGCUUCUCCCGGCACGACCUCAUCGGCCAGGUGGUUCUGGACAACCUCCUGGAGCUGGCUGAGCAGCCCCCCGACCGCCCGCUCUGGAGGGACAUCGUGGAGGGUGGCUCGGAAAAGGCGGAUCUUGGGGAGCUCAACUUCUCACUGUGCUACCUCCCCACGGCCGGGCGCCUCACCGUGACCAUCAUCAAAGCCUCUAACCUCAAAGCAAUGGACCUCACCGGCUUCUCAGACCCCUACGUGAAGGCCUCUCUGAUCAGCGAGGGGCGGCGUCUGAAGAAGCGGAAAACCUCGAUCAAGAAGAACACGCUGAACCCCACGUACAACGAGGCGCUGGUGUUCGACGUGGCCCCCGAGAGCGUGGAGAACGUGGGGCUCAGCAUCGCGGUGGUGGAUUAUGAUUGCAUCGGACACAACGAGGUGAUCGGCGUGUGCCGCGUGGGUCCCGACGCCGCCGACCCCCAUGGCCGCGAGCACUGGGCCGAGAUGCUGGCCAACCCGCGCAAGCCCGUGGAGCGCUGGCACCAGCUGGUGGAGGAAAAGACUUUGACCAGCUUCACAAAAGGCAGCAAAGGAUUGUCAGAGAAAGAGAACUCAGAGUGAGGGGUCUGGCCUAAGCUCAGGAUCGGACCAGGCCCCCUCAGGACCCCAUCCCUUCCUGCCCGGACUGUGAAUUCAUCUCCUC
Molecule: messenger RNA, 1970 nt
Organism: Balaenoptera ricei (Rice's whale)
Lineage: Eukaryota; Metazoa; Chordata; Mammalia; Artiodactyla; Balaenopteridae
Gene: SYT3
Product: synaptotagmin 3
Exons: 10
Coding region: 113-1888 (591 amino acids)
Biological process (GO): regulation of calcium ion-dependent exocytosis; calcium-ion regulated exocytosis; cellular response to calcium ion
Cellular component (GO): membrane
Molecular function (GO): clathrin binding; phosphatidylserine binding; calcium-dependent phospholipid binding
Source: RefSeq, a predicted model, not a curated record